UUUAAAUGUUUAAAAGAUGUUUAGCUCAGUUACAUCGUUUCGUCGAGUUGAACUUGUCACGUGUGUGACUCGUCACUGUUGCGCGCUCGUGUUAUUUGCGUGUUAUUAUCGCGCUGGUCAGUCGGUGCUAGCUCAGCUAGCUAGCUAGCCUGGUUUGUUUACAUGCUGGCAGCUGGAGUCUCAGUCUGGUUCUGCUGGUUUCAGGUCAGAGGAUUUAAAAUGGAGGCUGUGGUUUGUUUCACAGUUUCUGGGGUUUUCACCUGUUGGAGCUUCAUGAACUCAACUUCCUCCCUUGAGAGAAAGAACCACACAAACUGGUUCUUCCUGCAAAACCAGUUUAAAUCAGUGAAGAGGAGAACAUGGAACCAUUGAAACCAACUUAGCUCGAAUGAGCUCCCUUCAGAUUUAUAAUCUAUGAAAAGAUAUUUGUGUUUUCUCGAGUGGUAAAUGUUUAAAUUUCAAACUAUUUCAUUUCAAACCUUUAAAAUGGACAGGGAGGUCUGUCUCCUGUUGUAUUGCUGAUAUGUGUUAUAGAAGUUUAUCAGUAUGUCAGUGUUUAUUUCUAAUAAUCUUUAUUUGGAUCUCACGGAGGCCGAGAGCUCAACGCACUGCACGUUCAGAAAACAUCUGCAAAUACAGAAACGUGCUGCAAGUUGUGACAACGACACUGGAAACAAUAAAGUGACGAUCCUGCUGCAGUUCAAUGUUUUGCGAAGUUCCAUCGCCACUGACGAGGAGCAGACUUCCAUAACUUCUCAAAGCUGAACAUCCUUUUCCUGGAUCCACACCAAACUUUAAUGGGCACAUAUUUGGAUCAUGUUCCACUCGCCAACAAAAUUUCCUGGAAAUCGUUUGAGUAGUUUUUGCGUAAUCCUGCUAAAUAACCAACUAAUAAAAAACACAUUAAUGUUCUGUGAAAACUGACAAAACUAAAAUGAGCAACGUUAUGAUUAGAAACUGAUCUCUCAGGACAGAUGUUCACACAAAGUGUAGAACACCUCCUCUCGUCCAGUCAGGUAUUCAUGUUGUCCUGUUGCUCUUCAGAUGUUGUCCAGAGUGACGGAGGUGAAGUAGCAGGAGGAGGGAUGACUGACUUCAGACCAGCCGAGCUGCUCUCGGGCCUCUGUCACACGGACGAGGAGGAUCCUUUCCCUCUGUGGCAGGAUGGACACGUCAGCUCCUGCUUCAACCAGCUGGUGCUCGGAGCCCUGCCUCAUGCUGGGAUGGCGAUUUUCAGCGCCUGCUACCUCAGCAUGGUCAGAUGCAGCCUCCUGCAGACGUCUCCUCCCUGUGGCUGGACGCUCCGGCUGGUGUCAGCUCUGUUGGCCGCGCUGCUCUUCACUGCAGACGUCAUCCUGGUGAGCGUCCUGCAGCAGGGGGACAUGUACCUGGACCUUCUGACUGACAGCUGUGCCAUCCUGGCCUGGCUGGUCCACCUCUGGGCCAUAGCAGCGCUCCAGAAAACUGCUUUCAGGAGAACCAGAGGACCCCUGCUGCUGCUUCUGCUCGUUCUCCUGUUGAUCCCCAACCUUGUCAUCACCCUGAUUAUUUACUGUGAAAGUGACGGAUAUUUAAACCUCACAGAACCUCUUAAACUGGCACGAUUUGUCCUCGCCGCAGCCCGGACUCUCCCUCUCCUGAUGUACCUCCUGGCGUUUGCGUUUCCCUGCAUCAGUGAAGCCGGGUACACCUUGUAUAUUAACGCUGUGGACGGAUCCCCGCUCAUCCCAGAGAGCACCCAGACAGACACAGGGGAGAUGGUGGCGGAGGACGGGAGUGGCUGCAUCUCUCGACUCUUCUACCUGUGGUUGACUCCGCUCCUCAGACGAGGGCAGCGAGGAGAGCUGGACAGACCUGCCGAUGUUUAUCAUCUUCCUCGGAAACUUCGGACUAGUGUGGUUUGUCGAUACUUCCAUCAGUGCUGGGAAGCCUGCAGACGAGGGGCCGGAGGCGGUAACGAUCAGGAUCAGUGGCCCAGGCCGGUGAGCAGGAACCUCCUGAACGGCACCUGGAGCUCACACUACCUGGAGGAGCCCCUGGAGCUGGAGGGGGACGUAGGCCUGCUGAGGGUCCUGCACAAGGCGUUUGGGUGGAGGUAUUACAUGCUGGGUGUUCUGAAGGUGGUGGUCAACCUGCUGGGCUUCACAGGUCCCCUGCUCCUCAGCAGUCUGGUGAACUUUAUGGAGGAGGACAAUGCCCCGGUUAGCAGAGGAGCCUUGUGCGCACUCGGGCUUUUUGCCACCACGCUGCUGUCGUCCAUCCUCCGAAACGUCUUCACCUUUGAGGUAUCCAAGGUGGCGCUGUCGGCUCGCGCCGCUCUGGUGUCGGCCAUCUACGGCAAAGCCCUGCGGGUCAGUGGCAGCAGCUUGGCCAGGUUCAGUAUGGGAGAGGUGGUGAACUUGAUGAGCACGGACACCGACCGGGUGGUCAACUUCUUCAACAGUUUCCACCAGCUGUGGAGUCUGCCCUUCAGCUUCAGCAUCGCCCUCUACCUGCUGUAUCUGCAGGUGGGCGUGGCUUUCCUCGGCGGGCUCGGCGUGGCGCUGCUGCUGUUGCCGCUCAACAAGUUCAUCGCUUCACGAAUCAUCAGCAACAACAAACACAUGCUCAGGUUCAAGGACAGCCGCGUAAAACUCAUGACAGAAAUCCUCUUCGGCAUCCGUGUCAUCAAGUUCUACACCUGGGAGCCUCACUUUAUUCAGAAGGUGGCCGACUGUCGUAAACGAGAGCUGUCCCACCUCAAGGUUAUCAAAUACCUGGACGCCAUGUGCGUGUACACGUGGGCCGCGCUGCCGGUGGUCAUCUCCAUCCUCACCUUUGUGACGUACGUGAUGCUGGGACAUCAGCUGACUGCAGCCAAGGUGUUCACCACGCUGGCCCUGGUGGGAAUGUUGAUCAUCCCACUCAACUCCUUCCCCUGGGUCCUCAGCAGCAUCCUGGAGGCCAAAGUGUCUCUGGAACGAAUCCAGCGCUUCUUCAAACUGACCGACCAGGAUCUGCAGGCGUACUAUGCUCUGGUGUCUCCGGAAGACGACCAGACGUCGGUCCUGUUGAGCCAGGGGACGUUUUCCUGGCAGGGGCCUGGUGGUCCGGACCAGAGCCGAGAGGGAAGUGAACCUGGAGCCGCUAAAGGGAGUUUGAUGCUGCACAGCCUCAAUCUACACGUCACUAAGGGCUCUCUGGUGGUCGUGGUUGGCAAAGUCGGCUGUGGAAAGAGUUCCUUACUGGCUGCGCUCACCGGGGAACUCAACAGGAUGAGCGGCGUGGUUUACGUUGCGGACAGAGACGCAGGCUUCGGUCUGGCCUCUCAGGAGCCGUGGCUCCAGCAUGCAUCGGUACGAGACAACAUCCUGUUCGGCAAAGACUACGAUCCCGCCGUCUACCAGGCCGUGAUCGAGGCCUGUGCUCUCGCAGAUGACCUCAACGUUUUGCCAGACGGUGACAGGACAGAAGUGGGGGAGAACGGCGUGACGCUGAGCGGCGGACAGAAGGCUCGGCUGGCGCUCGCCAGAGCUGUGUACAUGGACAAAGACAUCUACCUCCUGGAUGAUCCGCUGGCGGCCGUCGACGCGGACGUGGCCGAGCACCUCAUGCAGAAAUGCAUCGUGGAGCUUCUCAGGGGAAAGACCAGAAUCCUUUGCACACACCGUAUAGAGUUUGUGGACAAAGCUGACACGGUGGUCCUCAUGGAGAACGGAACAAUAAUCAAAACAGGUUCUCCAGCAGAAAUCCUCCCUUUGGUCGAGGCUGUGCCGAAAAACCGGAAGAACGACCAGAAUGCGAGAGAGAAAGGUGCGGCGAAGCAGGAUGAGGAGGAGCCGGGUUCGCCGCCCGAUCUGCUGGUGGAUGAUGAUCCCGACCAGUUGGGGGCGGAGCAGAAGCAGGCGGGCGGGCUGGCGUGGACAGUUUACCAGACCUACUGGGCCGCUGUGGGCGGAGUCCUGGCCUCCUCCGUCCUGAUGUCUCUGCUCCUCAUGCAAGCCUCUAAGAACGUCUCUGAUUGGUGGCUCUCUCACUGGAUCUCCGAGCUGAGAAACAACGGUUCCACGAGGUCCAAUGGUUCAACUCCAGGUUCAUUCAUCUCAUCUCACCUGCUGCUCUUCUCACCUGGACAACUAAUGUCUCCGCUGGCGUCCGUGGAAACGUUCUCGUCCAGCAACAUGAGCUCUGACGUCAGGUUUUACCUGAGCGUGUACGCCUCCAUCGCCGCGGCCAACACCGUCUUCACUGCCCUCCGAUCCGUCCUCUUCGCCUACGGAGGCAUCUGCGCCGCCACAGCCGUCCACAACAGACUCCUGGAUCGGGUCCUGAAGGCCACAGUGACUUUCUUCGACACCACCCCUCUGGGACGCGUCCUGAACCGGUUCUCCUCGGACCUGUACAGUGUGGACGACAGCCUGCCCUUCAUCCUGAACAUCCUCCUCGCCAACCUGUUCGGCCUGCUGGGCAUGCUGGUGGUGAUAAGCUACGGCCUCCCCUGGGUCCUCGUGCCCAUGCUGCCCCUGGCUCUGCUCUACCACCGCACGCAGCACUUCUACCGGCACACCUCCCGGGAGCUGAGGCGCCUGUACAGCCUCACCCUGUCGCCCGUCUACUCGCACUUCUCUGAGACGCUGACUGGGCUGGGAACCAUCCGGGCCAGCGGCAGCUCUUCCAGGUUCGAGGAGGAAAGUGCUAAACGUCUGGAGCAGAACCAACGCUGCCUCUUCCUCAGCAACGCCGCCAUGCAGUGGCUGGACAUCCGCCUGCAGCUGAUCGGAGUAGCUGUGGUGACGGGCCUCGGGGUGAUCGCCGUCGUCCAGCACCAGUUUCACUCUGUUGAUCCAGGUCUGGUGGGUCUGUCCCUGUCCUACGCUCUGUCCAUCACAUCCCUGCUGUCCGGCCUGAUUUUCAGCUUCACGCAGACUGAGAUGCAGCUGGUGAGCGUGGAGCGAACGGAGGAGUACUCCACCGGCCUGCCCACCGAGCCACAGCACCAGGACGCACAGCUCUCCGCUGCGUGGCCCGAGCAGGGCGGGCUGGAGUAUCGCGGUGCGGUCCUGUCGUACAGGGACGGGCUCCCCAACGCCCUGGACGGGGUGAGCCUGGUGGUGCGGCCCGGGGAGAAGGUGGGCAUCGUGGGACGCACAGGCUCCGGCAAGUCCACGCUGUUCCUGGCCCUCUUCCGUAUGGUGGAGCUCGACCGGGGUCAGAUUCUCCUGGACGGGCUGGAUAUCAGCACGCUGGGCCUGGGUCAGCUCAGGUCCAGGUUGGCCAUUAUUCCUCAGGACCCCUUCCUGUUCAGCGGGACCAUCAGGGAGAAUCUGGACCCGUGUGGGCGACACUCAGACCAGCAGCUGCUGGACGUCCUGGACCAGUGUCACCUCAGCUCUGUGGUGGAGCGGAUGGGCGGUCUGGAUGCUGAGGUUGGAGAAAGAGGAAGAAGCUUCUCCGUGGGACAGAGGCAGCUCCUGUGUCUGUGCAGAGCUCUGCUGACUCAGGCCAAGCUCCUGUGCAUCGAUGAAGCCACAGCCAGCGUGGAUCAGAGGACGGACAAACUGCUGCAGCAAACCAUCCGGGACAAGUUCCAGGACAAGACCGUCCUCACCAUCGCCCACAGGAUCAACACGAUCCUGGACUGUGACCGGGUGCUGGUGAUGCAUGCUGGGAAGGUGGCAGAGUUCGACACGCCGGCCGCUCUCUGCCAAAGGGACGACUCCAUCUUUCAGCGGCUGGUCGCUGGGAGAUGAGGCCGAGACGACUCAAAGACCCGGAAGGAGGAAAUCUCUCUGACGUCGUCCAACUUUUCUAUCACAGACUUUAAACACUUUUAUUUUGUCGUCCUGGAACGGACGGUAUUUCUUUUCUACGGACAUUUAUUUCUCUUUUAAAUGGAUUAUUUAAUUUAAUGUUAAAUCUGUAUCUUGUUGUUCAGUAAAAAUCUACUUUUAUUCUCUCUCUAGUUGCAAAGUUGCGCUCACACACCUCGAGGCCGACCUGGACUUUUAGGGUCCGUGACGGAUAUUAGGGAUUGUACAAAUUCUGAUAUUAUACAUUGACCGAUGUAUAUCGAUAAAUCGGUCGGGCUCUAUAUCUCCAAUACAAUCAUUUAUUUAAAAUUAUAAAAACGGUCGCGUCUGAAACUUUGAUCUUCACAAGUUGAAGUUUUCUCUUCUUUUUAAACACAUCGAUGUUUUCUGUUGACUCGGAUGUUUUUGUUCUGCUGCUUUGUUUCCUCCGGUGGUUUUCCUGUGGAGGAUAAAGCAGCCGAGUGGUUGUGUUCAGUUUUGAAUGUUUUGGAAAUAACUUGAAAUAUAAUAAGCAGAUUUCCUGUUGGCGGGGGGGGGGGGAAGUAGACACUGGAGGGAAUGUUGCUUCCUGUCUUGUUACAUUUUAAAGUCUCAGGACUUGUUGCUGUGUAGCAGUGAAUUUAUGGGCAGAAGAUGCAUGAGAAGCCGCUGCAGGUUUAGUGGCCUGAAGCUGAGACACUAAUUUAACUGAGUGAUAUGUCAGUAAUAUCACAGUGGCAGUUAAAGGUUCAUUUAACCUAGGUGCAGUUAUCUGACUGUAGAUCAGUUGCCUCAGCUCUGCUCUACAAGCAACUCAUUGAAAUAAUAACAGACUCUAUGAUUAGGUGUCCCUCAGGGAAGCUGUCUCGGUGUUUCUUGUGUUUUAUCUUCAGAGACUAACGUGUGACCUGAUAAAUCUGGAGCUACGCUGAUGAUGCACUGUUUAAAAGUUAAUUUACUUUUAAUUUCCUUUUUCCAUUAAAAGCAAUGGAAGCAACGGUGUGUGGCUCUGUAGCUGAACACGAUGAGCAUGAUGAGCAUGAUGAGCAAACUUGUAUAACUUUAUUUUAAGUUAUAAAUCUCAUAUAAACAAUGUGAUAAAACAAGGAUUUUUUUCCCUGUUUCAUUGAAUUCAAUUCACUGCUUAACUUUGGAAAAUUUGACCAAAAGACGACAGAAAACUUAAUUUGUUUUUAUUAUUUUUUAAUUUUGUGUGUUUUAUUCACAUGUUCACAUUUUCCUUGUUUACACUGUUCACUAUGAGACUGUAAUUAUUUUUCCCUGUUUAGUUUCUUCUAUGAAAAGCACGUUCACGGCACUUUGUGGAUGUUUGUGUAAGAUUAUUAUUAUUAUAAUAAUUAUAUAAGAUCAUAAGCUCAGAGAUUUCUUGGUUAAUUUAUCGGUUAUUUUAUUUCUGUUCCCUCUCAUCACAACUAAACUACAACCUUUUUAAGAUUAGAAGUUUUUGUAAUGAAGAAACUCAAGUUCUGUUUUUCUAACUCGAGGGAACAUGAAUCCGUCAGACGAGGAUUCACUUUGUGUUUCUCUUUCUGUGGCGACGAUGAGAAAUGUUUUUUACAAACUCUUCGAGAGAAACUUGCUAAAUUGAUUCAACUGGUUUGAACCUCGACUUUUUCAUUCUGCGCUGGGAAGUUUUCUAACUAACAAUUCUUUUCAUUAUGUAUUAAUCUGUUGAUUAUUGAUUCAUUGUUUGGUCUGUAAAGCUUUGAACUGAAGAUUUGAAGAACACGGAACUUCACAUGUUUAGAAAUGUUUACUUGAAAAAGAACUCGACAGAGUGAACAGAUGCUCAAAUCGACCGACUCUAAUGUAAACGUUGAAUUAAAGGAUUUAAACUCAGA
Molecule: messenger RNA, 7630 nt
Organism: Hippoglossus stenolepis (Pacific halibut)
Lineage: Eukaryota; Metazoa; Chordata; Actinopteri; Pleuronectiformes; Pleuronectidae
Gene: abcc10
Product: ATP-binding cassette, sub-family C (CFTR/MRP), member 10
Exons: 21
Coding region: 975-5729 (1584 amino acids)
Biological process (GO): transmembrane transport
Cellular component (GO): membrane
Molecular function (GO): ATP hydrolysis activity; ATP binding; ABC-type transporter activity
Source: RefSeq, a predicted model, not a curated record